Populus euphratica (Euphrates poplar) is the source of this 1513-nucleotide messenger RNA. Its product is annotated as INO80 complex subunit D-like. Gene Ontology annotation, cellular component: NSL complex. The record is from RefSeq and is a predicted model, not a curated record. The transcript has 3 exons. Bases 113 to 943 code for a protein of 276 amino acids. Lineage: Eukaryota; Viridiplantae; Streptophyta; Magnoliopsida; Malpighiales; Salicaceae.
GUCGUCGGAGAUUGCGAAUUCUCUUUUCAGACAUUCUGUGACUAAGCAGUCAGCGAAAAACAACAAAACAAGUCCCCCUCUCUCUCUCUGAACUUUCUCUCUCUAGCAAGCCAUGACUGCAGCCACCAAAAACCACCACCCCUCCUCCUCUAAACCACCCAAGAACCACCACUCGACCCCCAAAGCAACUACCCCACAAACUAUCAGCACUCAAAACUCUAACCCCACUACUAACCCUAACCACGUAAUUAAUCCAUCACCAUUAUCUCCCUCCCUCAAAGACCAGGUUUUGUCACGCGCCACCCACAUUACGCGCCAAGAACUACUCAAAAGAAGAUCCCACAAGCUUAAACAGCUCUCAAAAUGCUUCAAAGAUUAUUACUGGGCAUUAAUGGAAGAACUCAAAGUUCUGUACAGAGAGUACUAUUGGAAGUAUGGUGUUAGCCCAUUCAAAGAAGACCACAAAAACACCCUUCAAAAAGUAGAGCAGCAUAAGCAGGGUGGUGAGUUUGGUGUUUUAGAGAGAGAGAAUGGGGAGGGGGAGGCUAAUAUUGAAGUUAUUGGUGAAAAUAAUAAUAAUGUUAGUGAUUUGAAGAGCAAUCAUAGGUGUUUGUUUGUUGGGUGUAAGCUAAAGGCUAUGGCUUUGACAAGUUUUUGUCAUCUUCAUAUACUUUCCGAUGCAAAGCAGAAGCUUUACAAGCCUUGUGGUUAUGUUAUCAAAAGUGCUCAGGCAGGACCAAUAACAUGUGGAAAGCCAAUACUGAGAUCAACUGCUCCUGCACUCUGCACUGUCCACUUCCAAAAGGCUCAGAAACAUGUGACUCAGGCACUGAGGAAAGCAGGCCUUAAUGUUUCCUCAUCAAGUAAGCUUGCUCCUAAGUUCCAUGUCAUCGUGACAGAAUAUGUGCGUCAAAUUCAAGCCAAAAGGAAGGCUGCAAAAUGAGGAAAUCAGAGUAAAGUCAUAGGUGACUGCUAGCUGAGCUGUGUGUCCAUUGCAGAGAUGAUUUGUGAAGCAUGAGUGACAGUGUACAUUGUUAGAAUAACCCAUGAUAUGCUUUUUCCGGAUGUUUAUCUUCCGGCAGCAGCACUAGGUGUUCGACAUACCAGUUACUCUGGCAAACACAAAAACACAAAUGUGUACCGAUGCUAGACGAUUGUAACAGCUCUGAUGCGCCAAACCUUUAUUUUAUUUAUAAAAGCUUGUAUAGCCAUUCAACUUGAAUUGGUGAAUGAUGGUAUGUGCUGUAUAUGAUCAUGAACCUGUGCUUCUGUGCUCCUUUUCUUUCUCUUCAACGAUGAAAUUUUAUGUGCUGUAUAUGAUCAUGAACCUGCGCUUCUGUGCUGUAUAUGAUCAUGAACCUGUGCUUCUGUGCUUCUUUUCUUUCUCUUCAACGAUGAAAUUGUAUGGCAGAAUCGGGCAUUGUAAGGUCAGCCAGUGGGCUGAAUGCUUCUUUUAUAGUACGAUUGUAGAACAUUGGUCUGGGACUGUAAAGCAUGACCAUGCAUUUUAAAU